Molecule: messenger RNA, 3766 nt
Organism: Conger conger (European conger)
Lineage: Eukaryota; Metazoa; Chordata; Actinopteri; Anguilliformes; Congridae
Product: zinc finger protein ZFP2-like
Exons: 2
Coding region: 208-1860 (550 amino acids)
Source: RefSeq, a predicted model, not a curated record
CUUUCGUCCAUUCAACAAGCUCUGCUGUAUUCGCGUAAACGACUGAUCUCCGUAUUACACUUUAUGGCUAAUAGCUAGACAAUUAAUAUCCAUAUGGGGUCCUUCACCUACGUGAAUUGCAUUACAUCCAGUUCAGCAAACUGUUUAGUUUAAAUAAUUCGUCGUCGAAUCGGGGAGCUGCACUUCUGCACACCUUUGAGCAGCAGUAUGAUGCAGGCAGGAGUCUGUCCGAGACAGGACACUGAGACAACACUACCAGAGCUCACUGAGCAGCACAGGAUCAAACUGAAAGAAGAGGAACUCAGUGGACUGGAGUCUGUACACAUGGCAGAGCCAGAGACUGAGUGUGCUGCACCAGGACUCAACACACUGGAGCCAGAGUGUGUUACAGCUCACAGUGGGGUCAGUGAUGUACACCACACACACACAUCAGUGAUUAAAAUGGAAACUGAUCUGGGCUCCAUCCACACUGGGGAUGUUAAGACAGAGAGGAUGGACAGUACAGAGCUGGGAUAUGUAACCCAUCUGCAUCCUGACCAAAUCAAAACAGAGACUGAAGAUGGAGGAUAUCUUAAGGCAGAAGGCAUCAGUGACGUGCCGGAUAUUGAAUGUGUUGCUAUUAAAUCUGAUCAAGGAAAGUGUGAAUCCAGUGAAGUGAGUGAUGUCAUGAACACUGUGAUGAAUGGAACUGCAGUUGAUCACAAGAACCAGACUGAACCAUGGCAAUGUGCAGGAGAGCCAAACACAAAGUGUAAAAAAGAAAUUCCUGAUCUGCUGCAUCUGACCCAAUAUGGGAAUUUGAAUCCACACUGUGACAUAAACAAAGAGAAUAGUCAGACCAGAUUUGUCCAGGAAGGAAUAAACGGGACCAACAAACAUAUUAAUUUACAGAGAACAAAUGUGACAAUGGAACCCAUAAGUAACUCGAGUGAAAACUCAAGCCUUUUGAAUUUCUUUCAAAAUAAGAUCAUUCCUACAAAUGAAGGGGAAAUUAAUACAGGUGCAAAACUGUACAAAUGUACACAGUGUGAGAAGUGCUUUAAUACCAAAUCAUGUUUAAAUCGACAUCUGAGAAUUCAUACAGGUGAAAAGCCCUACAGAUGUUCUCAGUGCGAGAAAUGCUUUUCCAUGAAAUCUCAUUUAAGUAGUCACCAGGUAAUUCAUACAGGUGAAAAGCCCUACACAUGUUCUCAGUGUGGCAAGUGCUUUUCUGUAAAAUCGAAUUUAAAUCGCCACAAGACGAUUCAUACAGAUGAAAAGCCCUACAAGUGUUAUCAGUGCGGGAAGGGCUUUUCAAGAAUGUCCCAAUUAUGUUGCCACCAGAAAAUCCAUACAAACGAAAAGCCCUACAAAUGUUCUCAGUGUGAGAAAUGUUUCGGUACCAAAUCUGGUUUAAAUGCACACCUGAGAAUUCACACGGGUGAAAAGCCCUACACGUGUUCUCAUUGCGAGAAAUGUUUCAGUACCAAACAUGUUUUAAAUACACACCUGAGAGUUCAUACUGGUGAAAAGCCCUACACAUGUUCUCAUUGCGAGAAAUGUUUCAGUACCAAAUCUGUUUUAAUAAUACACCUGAGAAUUCAUACAGGUGAAAAGCCCUACGAGUGUAAUCAUUGUAGUAAGCGCUUUUCCUGCUUAUCUAAUUUAACUAGCCACCACGUAGUUCACGUUGGUGAAAAGCCUUUAAAAUAUUCUCGGAUUGGGAAGUUUUUUUCCAAACCAUGUUCUCGAUCUCAUCACAAGGUGAUUCAUAAAGGUGCCAAGCUCAAAAAUGUUAUUGCAGCGGAAACUGCUUUUCCCAACCAGGUAUUCUGUAUUGCCACAAGAUUCAAGGUGAAACACCCCGCAGUUGGUGUGUAAUCAUAAUGUCCUGUACACACAUAAUCUAGUUUAUACAUCUUUCAACGCGUUCAUGUACACUCAGCGAACACUAUUUACAGUUAUUCUUUAGAUUGCUACUGUAUUCCACCCACUUGAAGAUUUAAUCUGUUGUGUGUUCAGAGAUGCUCUUCUGCAUACCACUUGUAACGUGGUUAUUUCAGUUACUGUCACUUUCGUGUCAGCUUGAACCAGUCUGGCCAUUCUCCUCUGACCUCUCUCAUUGGCAAGGUGUUGUUGCCCAUAGAACUGACACUCAGUGGAUGUUUUUUUGUUUUUCACACUCCUCUGUAAACUGUAGAGACUAAACCACACUGUCCGGCACCAACGAUCAUUCCACAGUCAAAAGUCACUUAGAUCACAUUUCUUCCCCAUUACGUUGCUUACGUUGCUUCUUCAGCUACAACUGAACCUCUUGACCAUGACUGAAUGCUUUUCUUGAUUAAGUUGCUGCCACACGAUUGACUGAUUAGAUAUUUGCAGUAACAUUCAGGUGUACAGGCCUACCUAAUAAAGUGGUCACUGAGUGUUGAUUAAUUGCCCUGCCGUUAUAUGUAGUUGGGCAAGUGUUUUUAACAGGGCUGACUGGGAUACAUUUUUUCAUUUUCAUUCUUUUGAAAAUGUCAUUAUCCUUGAAAUUCAAAGGAUAUUUUUCAUGACAAAAUUGGUACCAGUGUAACUGACAAUGUGCAAACUGAAUAUAUCGUAGGAAGCAAGAUGGUAUAACAUACUGCUAAUCUUACUGGCCUUUUCAGUUCUUUUCUGCCAAUGUAGUGGGUAUAAUGUGUAUAUCAGCUACAGCUAAUCAUUAGACUUAAGACACUGUUUAAUCUCCGAUCAGUCGAGGAACAUUUUUUCAGUCUUUAUUUUUCAGUGUUCUAUAUGAAUUGUGUAUGGGUCAUUUUUACAUUAUGAAAUGUGAACAUGUGUGUACCAAAGCCUUUAUGCCAUGUAAAUUUCUGUUGAACUGUAUCUAUUACUGUAUUGUCAUUGCUUUCUGCUUUACUACUGUGGGCGGCCUGUAGUGUAGUGGUUAAGGUGAAGGACUGGGACACGCAAGGUCGGCGGUUCUAAUCCUGGUGUAGCCACAAUAAGAUCCGCACAGCCGUUGGGCCCUUGAGCAAGGCCCUUAAUCCUGCAUUGCUCCAGGGGAGGAUUGUCUCCUGCUUAGUCUAAUCUACUGCACGUCGCUCUGGAUAAGAGCGUCUGCCAAAUGCCAAUAAUGUAAUGUAAUGUAACUACUCCUGUUAGUAAGUUUAGUUUCAUUCCUGCUACACAUUCCUCAGAACAGUGAUUAUGCAAGAAAUAAACUCAUACGCUGUGUUGAGCAGAGGAAUUUCUCUCCUGUGUUUAUACGUCUCUUUAAUUAAAUUAUUUUAUUCAACCUGGUGUCUGUUUUGGUGUCACAUGAACAUGAGAGCCGAGUCAAAUCAGUCUUUCGACCUUCAGGUUAUCUGAAUAUAUUUCACCAUUAAUAUUUGUUUUAGUAGUUUAGAUGAUAGUAAUUUUAUGAGAGUGAUUUCUUUUUGUAUUAUGCUAAAUAAAUAAAUUUAUGGUAAAUAAAUGUCACUCAUUGGACCUGCUGUUGCCGUCUCUUUUUUGGGGUUCUUGUGGUAUUGGUCACUGCACCAAUUAGAGACGGAAUUGAAAACAGAUUUUUAAAAUUAUUAUUUAUUUAUUUAUUUUCUUCCAACCAUGGGUCCAAGAUACUACAGACAAUUCUGUGACUACAAUAGUAAACAGAAAACAGUCUUUUACAAGCCAUUAUUUAUUUUGGGAGCCGGUGUCCCUAUAUUGAUUUGCAUGUAUAUGUCUGUUUAUUCAUCAUUCAACAGCAACACAACUGGCACAACGUGUAAUUAUGCAAUAAAGAAAGUGCUGUAAUAAA